GCGUGUACGCGACUAAGCGCUGAUCUACGGUACCGGAUUGGAUCGCGAGUUCUACGAUGCGGGUUCGGUGCACCGCUGUUUGCGUCUUUUACGGACGGAAGCGACAUAGCUUAACUUGAACCAGGUAACACCGCACCUGAAACACAGCGAUCCAACGUUUCACCCAUGUCCAUUUUAUGUCCUCGGCAUAGCUGUCGCGUUGGCACUGCUGCGGCGGUAUCAUAGGGGAGAAAAAAACGCACUAAUCGAAGUUCCUAAGCCUAAACCCGGAGUGCAGCUCCGCUGCUUCACUGCUCACCGGUUCGUCGCACGGAAGGAAUUGAGGUAUGCAGUGGACACUACGAUAUCUGCGAGACAAGAGAGGACAACGUUAACGCUCUCGACGUAACGAGAUCGACGCCUUCACGGCGUCGGCAGCGACCGCUGCGCGAUGCUCGAGCCGUCGUCUUCAGAAGAAGAAGGCAGCGAUAAUGAGACCGUGGAAGAUGAAAGCUCGGAAACGACGAUCCUUUCGUCUUCUGCCACCACUUUGGAGUUACCUAGAAGCGUUAGCGUCACUCGAAGUCUUUCCCCCGCGAGCGCCGUCGGCGAAACCCUCAGCGUUACUAGCGUCGUCAGUCAGUCUCGUUCUAACAGCCUAGCUCGGCCUUCCAGCCCAAGCCCUUCGCUGGUUAGCGAGAAGGAUAAGGAAGAUGGGGACAAGGCGGAACGGGAAGAAGAAGAACGUAAGAAGCGACUCCAACUGUACGUGUUCGUGCUGCGGACGGUCGCCUACCCGUUCAACGCAAAACAGCCGACGGACAUGACUCGCAGGCAGACGAAGAUCACAAAGCAACAACUUGAGAUGAUACAGAACCGCUUCCAGGCAUUCCUGAAAGGCGAAACCCAGAUAGCAGCAGACGAAGCAUUCCAGAACGCGGUGCAAAGCUACCACGAGGUGUUCCUACGCAGCGACAGAGUGCAGCGCAUGGUGCAAAGCGGAGCAUGUUCGGCUCACGACUUUCGGGAGGUGUUCCGCAGCAACAUCGAGAAGCGCGUCCGAUCGUUGCCGGAGAUCGACGGGUUAAGCAAGGAGACGGUGCUCACCUCGUGGAUGACAAAGUUUGACGCAAUAUUUCGCGGAGACGAAGACACGCGCAAGAUGCAGAGUCGGCUACCCCACGGCGGAGCGGCUGCCGCGGCUUCCGAACUGGUGCUGAGCAAGGAGCAGCUCUACGACAUGUUUCAGAAUGUGCUGUGCAUUAAGAAGUUUGAACAUCAACUGCUCUACAAUGCACUUCAGCUCGACUCAGCAGAUGAACAGGCUGCGGCUAUUCGACGAGAACUUGACGGAAGGGUACAAAAAGUGAACGAGAUGGAAAAAAACCGCAAGUUGAUGCCAAAGUUUGUGCUGAAGGAAAUGGAAAGCCUGCACAUUGAAGAGCUCCGCUCAUCUAUCAACCAGCUAAUGGUGAACCUCGAAAGCCUCCCCGUGUCUAAGGGCAGUGCCGAGAGCAAGUACGGCCUGCAGAAGCUCAAACGUUACAACCACAGUGCCCCGAAUGCUGACUCUGCGUGCGAUUGUGUGGUCAAGUAUCUGCAAGCGCCCCUGUGGAUUGUUGCUUAUGAUGCCAUCCUCUUUGCAUGUUCAAGCAUGAGCCAGGCCUCCCUUUCCAAGGAGGGCCUGUCGGAAGACACUGAGACGACCCUGUCGAAACUGGAUAUCGUCCUGUCCUUCACGCUCGAGGUGGUUGUUAUGGAAGUAAAAGGGCUGAAAUCUGUGGCUCCCAACCGCAUUGUCUACUGCACAAUGGAAGUGGAGGGUGGUGAGAAGCUACAGACUGAUCACGCCGAGGCUUCAAAACCCAUGUGGGACACUCAAGGGGACUUUACCACCUCGCAUCCCUUACCCAUCGUAAAGGUGAAAUUAUACACAGAGAGCCCGGGGCUGCUCAGCCUAGAUGACAAAGAACUGGGCAAGGUGAUAAUAAGGCCCACACCUCUGAGCAGCAAAGCUCCCGAAUGGUACCGCAUGACGGUGCCAAAAAACGCCCCCGACCAAGACCUGCGCAUCAAGAUCGUCGUCCGCAUGGAUAAGCCACAAAACAUGAAACACUGCGGUUACCUCUACGCUCAAGGAAAACAGGUGUGGAAAAAAUGGAAGAAGCGGUACUUUGUCCUGGUGCAGGUUUCCCAGUACACUUUUGCAAUGUGCAGCUUCCGAGAAAAGACCUCAGUACCCACAGAACUGCUCCAGCUAGAUGGUUAUACCGUAGACUACACAGAGGCCAUGCCAGAGGCAGAAGGCGGCCGGUUCUUCUUCAAUGCUGUGAAGGAGGGGGACAGUGUGGCCUUUGCAAGCGACGACGAGAAUGAAUGCCACCUGUGGGUGAUGGCCAUGUACCGAGCAACGGGACAGUCCCACAAACCCACCCCCCUUGUUCAACCUCUGGCCAGCAAAAACUCUACCAUCUCUCGUAUGCAAGGAGACACAGAACGAGCACGGAAACAUGGCAUGGACGAGUUCAUCUCCGCUGACCCAAAUCGUUUCGACCACCACGGCUUGUUCCGCAUGUUGCAGACACUUUCGCUUGAUUAUCGUCUCAACGACCCUUACUGUUCUCUGGGUUGGUUCAGCCCAGGACAGUUGUUUGUGCUGGAUGAAUACACGGCGCGCUACUGCGUGCGCUCCUGUUUUCGUCACCUGUGCUACCUCAAUGACCUGCUGGACAGGGCCGAGAAAGGCGUCAUGAUUGACCCCACGCUCAUCCACUACAGCUUUGCCUUCUGCUCAUCACACGUGCAUGGAAACAGGCAAGCACCAUUGUUACCUCAAGAAAACGUUAGCCCCGACGAGUUCAAACCCGACGGCAUAGGAACCGUUACUGUAGAAGAAAAGGACAUGUUCGCCCAAAUCAAAGAAAGAUUGAGGAUUCUGCUGGAACAUCAGAUAACACAUUUUCGGUACUGUUUCCCGUUUGGAAGACCUGAAGGAGCUCUAAAGGCAACAUUGUCUUUGCUGGAGAGGGUGUUGAUGAAGGACGUGAUGACUCCCGCACUGCCCGAGGAGGUGCGCGGCAUCAUUAAGAAGUGUCUGGAGAACGCGGCCCUCGUCAACUACACCCGCAUCUCGGAGCAGGCCAAGCUAGAGGGACACAAUCAGGCUGAGCCUGACAUGCAAGACCAGGAAUAUCACUCAACUCUGGACCCGAUGCUGGCACCCAGCAAGAAGCUGGAAGGGCUGAUUCAUCUGGCUGAACUGUGCGUCGACCUGCUCCAACAGAACAACGAGCACUACUCCGAGGCAUUUGCUUGGUUUAGCGACCUGCUGGUGGAGCAUGCCGAGAUCUUUUGGUCCCUGUUUGCGGUGGACAUGGACUCUGUGCUGGCCGAGCAACCGCCCGACACUUGGGACAGCUUUCCCCUCCUGCAGGUGCUCAACGACUAUCUGCGCAUCGAUGAAAACCUGUGCGGAGGACGUUUCCACCAGCAUUUGAGAGACACCUUCGCGCCUCAGGUGGUGCGCUAUGUUGAUGUGAUGGAGUCUUCCAUUGUACAGUCGCUGCACAAGGGAUUUGAGAAGGAACGUUGGGAACUUAAGGGGAACGGUUGCGCGUCCUCGGAAGAGUUGUUCUGGAAGCUGGAUGCACUGCAGUCUUUCAUUCGAGACUUGCAUUGGCCAGAUGAGGUGUUUGCCAAACAUCUGGAGCAGAGGCUGAAGCUGAUGGCCUGUGAUAUGAUGGAGUCUUGUAUUAAUAGGACUCUGCAAGCAUUCCAGCAAUGGCAGAAGCGUGGCAGCAAGUGGACCAGCACUGACUACAUUGUCCCCUCUGAAAUGUGCGCUAUGAUUAAUGUGGCCCUGGAAGCCAGGACACAGUCGCUGAAACUAUGUACAGUUGAUGGUGCAGAUGUGCAUCAGUACCACAGCAAAAUAGAUCAGAUGGUGGAUAGAACCCUCCAAGAAAUGCAAUCUGGACUGAUAGGCAAGCUGACCAGCAUCUUGGAAGCCACACUGAGCAAACUGUCUCGUUAUGACGAAGGCAGCCUCCUCGCCCCCAUCCUCUCACUCACAUAUCGGCAAGGAAUGUCCAGCUCGGGCAAAGAAGUGGGGCAGACCUACGUCAACUUUGUGCGCAACAGCAUGGAGCAACUCCGACAGAAAGUUAGCGACGAGCUUUGGGUGCUCGCGCUAUUUGAGCAAUGGUACUCUGCCCAAAUGAGUAUGCUGUGCUCUUGGCUGUCAGAGAGACUGGACCACGGUCUCCAUUCGUUCCAGCUAUCGGCACUGCUGCACAUUGCUCGGAAACUGUACUCGGACUUUGAGCUGCAAGGCAUCGAAGAAGAGAAGCUCAACUCCAAAGUGUACCAGACAGUUUGCAGCCGACUCCAGCUGGAAGAGGCUGCAGCAUCGGUGUCUGAUGGAAGCAGUCGCGAAAAAGAGGAUGCUGAGGACUAUCCGGAGACGGGGAUUGACGACUCGCGUCCCAAGCUGUCCGCCAUACUCCAGGACAGCGGGGGCGAAGGGGCAGAGGGCUACGUCAGCCGCAUCCAAAACGUCACCCAAAACGUGACCGGACGCAUCUCGACGCUGGCCCGAGGCGUCGGGGGCUUCGCAAACAAGUUCUCCGGGGGUUUCUUGAAUUUCUGAAGCUCCCACCCUCCGUGUCUCCAGUUGGACAGACGAUUGUUGUCCUGCCUGCUUCUAGGACUAUAAGUCGGCACUAGAGCGGAACUGCAGUGGACAACCAUUGCCAACUCUUCGCCCAUCACCUGAGCCGUGGAAGCGAUAAAGUGCCACUGUGUACAGCCGGACUGCAGUUCGUCACUGCGAGCGUCCCACCAUCGGGGGCGGUAAACUCUCGUUAUAACGGUGCAGACGAGCCUCGCAGCCUACUUAAUUACCUUUUUACCUUUCGUGAGGUGUCAUUUCUUUUUUGUUUGUUUUUUUACCACAAGAAAGUGAAUCCAACAAUAUCGAAUGGUUCGCUGCCUUAUGGUACUCUCGCGCUGUCGUCGUCGUAAUCUAGCAACGUGCAUUCAUCACCCAUUUUCGCUCGACUUGUGUUUGUGAGAAUGCCGUGCAUAUUUUGUUAUAAACAAACAAACAAACCACUUAUAACGAGAGGUUACCAUGGCUAAAAAAAGCAUUUUUUCGAACUGGCAAGAGGAACCUCACUACAAAGAAUAUUUUCUGGGCCUCUUGCCAUGCUACAUUGUGCUGGAGCCGUUUCACGAUAAUUUUGCUGCAACCGCACUACAUUUUGCAUCUGAUUCUUGCAGUGAGGCUCCACUCAACGUUCCCACAAUAGUCUAUUCGAGUGCGGCUUUUCGAUCACAGCAUCUUUUCGGCACGUUCUGUCUGGGAGAAACGCUGCCGUCGCUUUCCGGGGUUGACCACGACGAAAGCGCAAUUGACGACGUAACGCGCGUAAUGUUGUGGAGGCACAACGCGCGGGACAGUACAGUUGAUAGUGACGCCGUAAUGCAUCUCACACGGGUGGAAACAACCAUGCCAGGAUGGCCAGGAUCAGUUGUUUAAUUGUAAGCGCAUACAUAUCAGUUCUGAGCGGGUCGACCAAACUGCCUGCAUUGCUUGGUUAAUUUAAAGACUGGGUUGUGACCAGUAAAGAAGGAUUUAAGGCAGUCUAUUCUUACUUGCCAAUUUACUCUUAGAAAGUGACCUGUCAAGAUAUAUCAGUCUCACAGUCUUCCACGGAAGUCAUUUUCACAAAAUGUCUUUUUCUCCCGACUCAAAAUUUCGUAAGGCAACCAGAUUCGAAGCAGUGUUCAGUACUGAUGUGCACACAAAGGUUCCAUCACUUUUACAAAAAUUGUACUUUGAAUGAUCUGCACGUUAAUUGACCUUUAAUUAACCGUUAAUUGACGCAAAUUUCAGAAAUACGCUACUUGCCAUCCUGGCCUGGCCUUGGAAUUUGUGAAAUACCCUGGCAAUAGUAUCCCUGCAGCCUCUCUUCAGUGUACCUAUGAAAAUAAAGAAACUAAGCACUAAGAUAUAUAGCACGUACUAAGGAAUAGCGUGUGUCUGUAGUGUGAGAUUCACAUUACCAUAAAAGACUCCUCUCACUGUAAAAAAAAGUAACGACUUUUAGAGAAGCUAGAAGCACUCGCUUGAGUAGAGAGAACUGAGAUUAAAUUUGUUGCUCUACUAUUUGUGUAUAUCAUUGACAAAAAAGAAAAAAAAUUGAGCUGGACUUUGCUGUGAGGAGUAUCAAAUUUUUUUUCACUGAUCUCUCUCCAAUAUGAUCUCCCUAACUUUUAUAGAUAUAUACGUAAUAAUGCAUUUCAGUAGCAAGAAUGAGGUGUUGUUAAGGAAGGGGAAAAAAAUCUCUGUAGUCUCUAUACAAAAAAAAAAAAAAACAAGUUCCUUGGUCAGCCUUAUCAUUGUAAGAAUGGUAUUUUGAAGUGAACAUAUUCCCAUUAAGUAUGACAUUAUAUCUCAUCAGGUAUAGCAUGUAUGAGUCAUGUAACUCAUGAGUCAUGUAACUCAUGAGUCAUGUAACUCAUGAGUCAUGUAACUCAUGAGUCAUGUAACUCAUGAGUCAUGUAACUCAUGAGUCAUGUAACUCAUGAGUCAUGUAACUCAUGAGUCAUGUAACUCAUGAGUCAUGUAACUCAUGAGUCAUGUAAGUCCAACAAAAAGAUUAAUUUUGGAGUACAAAUAAUCAAAAUGUUUGUCUCUGCAUAUUGAAUAAUGAGCACCCUGUAAUUCACAGUGAUGCAAAAACCAUGUAGGUAUGGGUAAAACUCUGCAAAAGGGAAAAAAAAAAAAAUGAAAUGUGGGUGCUGAAGCCAUGGACAGUGAAUGCUUCCUGCUGCGAACUGAAGUUUCCAUCUGUGAUAUCGUCAGAAUUCUUGGUGACUGAUGUUAAGCUCAUAAGAAACGAAAUUGGAGAUUUGUUGCAGAAGUACACAUGUACACAAAUAAACCAGACAUUCAAGGGUGUCCAUCCAAACAAAACUGAAUCCAGUUAUCAAAAAUACUCACUUUCGAUUCAGAAUUAGAACACCUUAUCAGAUCGCGCUUGCUUCAAAAGAUUAUCCUCGCAGGAGAAAACGCAUGACUGUCGCUUUCACAUUGUCCUGUACCUCACCUUUGCCACAAAAAAGAAGAAAAAAAAAAGAAAAGGAAAGAAUUCGGACCAUCAGUUCCCGCAUUUUCGUACGAUCAAAGACCCCCCUCACAACAAAGUUCCACUGCACUUUCUAUAGUAGCUUUGAUGAGCUAUAAGCUAUAUAGACUCUAAGAACUUUACAAAUAGGGUCAACUUGUCAGAAUCUCGAUGUCUAGUUGAUAUUAACGAAACGUUAUCUUUGACCGCAACCGAGUCCGCCCAUCUCGUCACCGUCUUGUGGUGAUUUGAUCUCGGCGAAGACAAGAUUAUCUAUCUCGGUGCUGCCUCUCCACACUCAGACACUCUGCUAGUGUACAUGUAUAAAUAUACAUAUAUAUGAAAAAAAAAAACUAAAUCCAGACAACGAACGUUCUAUACCUUGUUUCCGCAUUUUUCGGUAGGACAGCUGACCUUUGAUUUGUCUAUCUCUUUGUGGCGUCCGUUAGUGGAAGUACAGGAGGGCCUUUCAUUAAGAUUUUUUUUGCAACAACAAAAAAAAAAUAGUGUCAUGUGUCUUGUUGGUGUCUCUCCUAGCUCCACUUUGAUCUGUGAACUCUCUCUCUCUCUCUCUCUUUUUCUCGCUAGAUACCAUGGGGCUAUUAUCUUUUUUCUUCUUUUUUUUUUUUUCCCAUGCACUCAUUUUUGUGCUUUCUCAAAUUGUGUGUGUUGUUACUGUGGUGUUCUUCACUGGUCUGUUAAGAGGGAAUGGCACAGCGUAAGGCUUCGUAGAAUCUACGUGUGACUUUCUACCUGCAAUUGUGAUUUCUCUUGAUUUGAUUCAAUUCUGAUUUUUCUCAAACACUCCCGUGCGUAGUUGUACGGAAUUUGCAGGAGAGGUUCGCAGUACCUUGGUGCUUGGAGUUCCUCUUAAAAAGAGCAUUUUUGCAAAGUGUACCUGUAUAAAUCUCUAAAUUGAAUAUUUGCGCAAUGUUAUCAGAUUGUCUCUCAGAGUAGGUUAUUAGGUUAUGACUAGGAAGCCGUAUACGUUAUUGUGUAACGUUGGCAUCACAACAUAAUCUGUGUUCACAAAAGAAAUUCUCUUCUGUUUCUAUCAAGGAAAAUACGCAAAAUGGAGAUGUUCACCACGUAGCACACUCUGUAUUUGAAAAACAAACAACACAAAAAUCGUAGUUAAUUAACAUAAAAUCAAUACGAGUCUGUACUAUUCCCUCUUGAUAGGUUUCCAAUGCUCUCGUAGCCGAUUGCGCCUCUGGUGUGAAAUUUUGACUCUCGUUCUAGUCAUUUUUUCUAGUCUUGCCGUCACCUUGCCUACUGGGGGUGAUUAUUUCCAUAAGAGCGCAAUACAGAUGCACUGAAAGAAGAGUGAUUGCUUUGGGUGAAGAGAGUGUGCUUUUAUUUUGGUUUUAAUGCAAUUGCCAUGUGGUUUGUUACCGAAGAUGCUUUGGAACAGUACGAGUGCUGUUAUGAAACACCCCAUAUUUAGUGUUGACGUCAAAACAGUACCCACAGUUCAAUACUGAAAAAGAUAAAGUUGAGACCCACCUGUGCUAGAGAACAGCUUAAAGAAAAAUAUAUUGGUAUUGAAAUUCAUGUUGCCUAUAGCUCAAAAGUUCAAACGUUGUGAAAGCUUGUCAAAGGAUGCUAGGUAAUACUAAGAAGGCACGAACUGACCAUGAAUACUCAAUUAAGUGCACGCUGAGAUAAUAUGUAAUGAUAAUAUAUAUAUAUUGUAUAAGCCGUUCUAGUAUACUUCGAGCUACACAAUUUUGCAGACAACUCUAGCCCUGCUUACAUGACUUGCGAACAAACAUGACGGUUUAAGUGUGACGUGGCAAUUGUUUGCUUAAACAGAACACGGGCUGUUUAUUGAGUUUUCUGUACAGUGUUGGACAGUGCCAGACAAGGCUGGCACGCAGUAGCGCACAAUUUGCAUGAGGUAGUGCUUGUAGUAUAAUACUUUGUAUUGCAACAACAUCAGUUUGUUCUGCUUUAAUGGGUGGCAGCAGAUGAGCAUCGUGGUGUAAGCUAUGUCUUUCUUCUUUUUUUCUUUCAUAUUUUUGUUCUUUUUUUUUUUUAAGAGUAAGUAACCCCGGCGCGAGGGAUUUCAUGACUCGAUGGAGUGAAAUUUUAGGGAAGUAACGCCAUAAGUCUUCCCUUCGAACCUAUCGCAAAGAUGAUAACUGUCUAUAUCGUAGAGGCGUAAAGCAGUCUUUACUUAAGUACCAUAAGUUUUUGUACGUCAGCAAGGAUAGGCAAGAAGAGUCCCGUCGCUUAAUUUUAGCCACCCUGUACAACGAGCUUGUUUUCGUUGUCUCAGUAAUACGGUCCGCACACGAGAUCACGCCGCAUCUUCAUCAUCUGUUGUGUAACCCCACGGCGCGAGCGAUACACAUGCAGAGCCCCGCGUGUGCCCCCCCCUCCCCCCCUGUGUUCUUGUCUCACUGGUGCGCCUCCCUUUGCACUAGCCACAAGCCCCCCCGCAGAGUAGUUGCGCAUUCUAUGCUUUGCUCCAGAGAAGUGCUGUCCCACAAAAGCAAAUAAGGGGGAAAAAAAAUGUGUUGCUACCUAGCUUUAGUAUGCAUCUUACUGUACGAGACACGAGAGCCGUGUAAAUAGCUGUUGUGCGCAGCACACGUUCACAAAUUGUAGCGAAGGUAGCGCAGAGGUUGUACACAUUUACACCACAGUGUAGUGCUGAGUUGUUCAUUUUGAUAAUAACGUACGCGCGCCUAUGAUUCUAUAUUACGAUUCCUCGUUAUGCCUUAAAUAAAGAAGUCUAAGAGGAGGACGUCGUGGACAUAGGUUAGCCUGAGUGUGGUGUACCACGGGGGAGAGCUCACACAAUUGAAAUUGUUCUGUUGUUGUUGCUCGGUUGUGCAGAUUGUCCUCCGAGUUGCCCAGUAGCUGUGUAACUUUCCGGAGAUGUGUACUCUAUAAAGAUUUGAAAAUAGUGA
This is a messenger RNA of Ornithodoros turicata, 10027 nucleotides long. It is a transcript of the gene Cadps, whose product is annotated as calcium-dependent secretion activator-like. The record is from RefSeq and is a predicted model, not a curated record. Gene Ontology annotation, biological process: synaptic vesicle exocytosis; dense core granule exocytosis. The coding region runs from base 431 to 4627 and encodes 1398 amino acids. NCBI's taxonomy places the organism in Eukaryota, Metazoa, Arthropoda, Arachnida, Ixodida, Argasidae. The transcript has 32 exons.